GAUGUGACCCGUGUCGUACUCUUCCUGGUCCGGCUUCUCCUCCAAACGCGGCUUCUUGGGAAACUCGUGCCUUUGGCUUUUCUUUCUGGGAGGAUUUUGGAGGAAAAGGAGAAACGCCUGAGGCGGAGUUCCUGGGUUUAGGGGGAAUAAGCCGGAGGGAAGAAAGUGAGGGAAGGCAGGGGAAGGACAGGAAAGUUUUCCAGGCGGUAAGCUCCAGGUGUAUGUUUAGAUUGCCGCAGUAGACUCUACCAUUUCCCAGCAUUUCAGGCUAGUAUUGUCCGAGGAUGAAAAUGGAGACCCGAGAAGACCUUACAAGUCUUAUACCAAGGCAGGUGUCAUGGGAAGUGAGAGGGAGCUGCCAUGUUGGGACGACGGAGGCAUUCCUGCAAAGGAGACAAAUGGAGGUGAAACAGGAACCUGACAACUCGCUUCAGCAGUGGGAAACCCAAUGGCAAGAGUUCCUGAAGAGCUUGGAAGGCCCUCACCCAAACUGGGGCACCUCUCAGUCGAGGGAGGAGCCGUGGGACGACGCCAAAGCCUUCCUGGCCUCCUUUGAGCAAGUGGCCCAAGCCUGCCGGUGGUCCAAGGAAGAGUGGGUGCCCCGGCUCCUGCCAGCAUUGAGCGGAGAGGCCAAGCGGGCCUUCACCGGCCUGGAGGCCGAAGGCAGGGAGGAUUAUGGGAAAGUGAAGGCCGCCAUCUUGCACAAGGAUGCCAUGCGGCGGGAAAAAGUGCGGCAGUGUUUCCGGCGUUUCCGCUACCGAGAGGCCGAGGGGCCGAGAGAGGCUUAUCGACAGCUUCAGGAACUGUGUUGCCGGUGGCUGAAAGCUGAAAGGCAUUCGAAGGAGCAGAUCCUGGAGCUGCUGGUCUUGGAGCAGUUCUUGGCUGUCCUGCCUCCAGAGAUAGAGGCCUGGGUCAAGGAAUGUGGUCCAGAGACUUGCUCCCAGGCGGUGGCCUUGGCGGAGUACUUCCUCAAGAAGCAGCGAGAGGCCAAGAGGCAGGCAAACCAGAUGCCGUUAGAGGAAGAGGAGACGGUGGGUUCCCCUGAAGGUGUCCAAGCCCUGCCUGAGAUGGAGCAGAAGGAGUUUAGUGUGGAGACCAAAGAGGAAGAUGACGAUGGGGAUACUGGACCCUUGGGCGAUGAAAGGAAAAGUGAGAAUGAGAGGCAACCAGGUGAGGAUUCCUCAGAGAGAACAGAGUGUGAAGCAUUGAAGGAGAAUUUUUGGAGCCAAGAUGGAAGUCUCACAGAAGAGCCGGAAGAAAAGUCCUUCCCCUUUCAGGUGGGAGACUCCCACGAAAUCUCAAUCCAGCAGGAAAGCGAGGAAGAAAAAAAGGGGACCGCUUUCUCCAGUGUUCGUAGUAGGAGAAAGUGUAUGAAUUCGAAACUUGGUGAGAUGAACCAUCCAAGGAUCCCAAAAGGGAAGAAGAAGAGGGCCCAUCUUAAGUCACACCAGAUAAUCCACACAGGGGAGAAGCCGUAUCAGUGCUUGGAGUGUGGGAAAUGCUUUGGUCAGAAGGCCAAUCUCUAUAAACACCAGAAAAUUCACACUGGGGAGAAGCCGUAUCAGUGCUUGGAGUGUGGGAAAUGCUUUGGUCGGAGUUCACACCUUACUUCCCAUAAGAGAAUCCACACUGGGGAGAAGCCGUAUCAGUGCUUGGAGUGUGGGAAAUGCUUUGGUCAGAAGGCCAGUCUCCAUAAACACAAGAAGAUUCACACUGGGGAGAAGCCCUAUAAAUGUCUAGAGUGUGGAAAGAGUUUCAAUGACCGGUCCACCUUUGUCAGACAUAAGAGAAUCCACACCAGAGAGAAGCCCUAUCAGUGCUUGGAGUGUGGGAAAUGCUUUGGUCGGAGUGAGUAUCUCAAAAAACACCAGAACAUUCACACUGGGGGGAAGCUUUAGAAAUGUACAGAAUGCAAUAAGAGUUUCAGCAACGGGUCGACCUUUGUCAGACAUAAGAGAAUCCACACCAGAGGGAAACCAUACUCCUAAUCAGAUUGCAGGAAGGGCUUUAGCAAAACGACUAGCCCGACCUUACGUCAGAGAAUCCAUGGUGAGAGAAGAUGCCACACAAAAAUCAACAUUUGCUGGAUGCUGGCAUGGCUGUUAGUCCUUUCAACGAAUGGAACGGACAGUCUAGUGGCAUCUUAAAAAGGAACACCCUAUACCAGCCAUCCUCAAACCUUUUAAGCAGAGGGCCAGUUCAUGGUUCCUCAGAGUGUUGGGAGGCUGCAACUACAUUGGAUUCACAAACAACAGUUAGAUUGGCUAACAAACGAACAAAGGGAGAGGUUACAUUUUCCCUCAGCAUUCACACACAGGUACAUGUAUCCAUCUUCAUGCAUACAAAUAGUACCAUCUCUUUCCUCCCUCCUUGGAGAAGCACAUGCUUAGGCCAGGCCCUGCUUUUCCUGCAGCUGCCAACGCAAAACUCCAAUAUUGAUCUUUUUUCCCUAAGAACAAUGCCAAGGAUCAGACCCCUAUUUCCAUACAGCAGAACUGCCUCUCUGCAACGCAUAUCGUGACUCCAGAAUGCACUCCUUCCUCUUCCCAUGAGAAAAGGAGGCCCCAAAAGGGACCAGACUGCUUCCCUGGAAAUCUGCCACUUUCCCAUACUCCAUCUCCACUGAGCAUGGCGAGUGAACAGCGCUGCUGUCUGUCACACUUUCUGGAUCGUCAUAAGGUCACCUAUAUAGCAAUAUUUUGCUGAUGUUGUCCUAAGGUUGUAAAUGAAUGAUCGACAUCUUCCAUCCUGGCUCCAUCUCAGUUUCCUGCCCAGAUGUUGACUCUUCUUCAUUGGUGUUGGCCUUGUGUUGACUUCCUUCUUAAUAGUUAUAAAUGUUUCCUCAACUUGA
This is a messenger RNA of Anolis carolinensis (green anole), 2851 nucleotides long. RefSeq names its product zinc finger and SCAN domain-containing protein 31. NCBI's taxonomy places the organism in Eukaryota, Metazoa, Chordata, Lepidosauria, Squamata, Anolidae. Bases 285 to 1898 code for a protein of 537 amino acids. The transcript is spliced from 4 exons. The record is from RefSeq and is a predicted model, not a curated record. Gene Ontology annotation, molecular function: RNA polymerase II cis-regulatory region sequence-specific DNA binding; DNA-binding transcription factor activity, RNA polymerase II-specific. Gene Ontology annotation, biological process: regulation of transcription by RNA polymerase II.